CCAGCUUCAUUUUGGUUCCGAGUUUUAAGGGAGGGGGGUCGAUUUAGAGUCACAUUAACGGCUGGCUUUAAAAGAGAAGAUGGACAGUCGAGCUGGCAGCACUGAGACAAACUCACACCACGGUGUCUUCUUGCUGGCUGAGGAGAAGUUUGAUUUUGACGUGCCUCUGUCCCCUGACAGCUCAGCAGGUGAUGAAGACGAGGUGUUCGUGGGUUCAAUCCCUUUCUGUGAAUCCCCCCGCCUCCUGGAGGCUGAUACUGGUUGGAACCCACCGAGUGCGGAGGAGCUGGAAUUCGUGUGCCAGGAAACCAGUCGAUUGGUGAAGCAGCUGCAAAGCGAUGAAAUGAGUCGCCUGCACAAGGACGGGACAGCCGAUGUCUGUGAUGACCCGAGGGAAGGUUUUGUUCAGGGCGCUGUGGAUAAACGUGUUAUACUCGGACAACAAGCCACCAGAGUCAGUCCCAUCAAACGCCAGACCUUCUGUCUGCAUGAUACACCCACCAAACAGCUGCCGUCUGCCUUCCAGCGCCGCUUCCUGAAGGCACUUGGCUCUGCUCCUGGCAUGGCUACCUCCACUCGAUCUGCAGCCCGACUCAGCACGUCCAGCCCCGUCAGCACUUCCAGAUCGCGGCCCAGCAGGGCCUCGCUGCGAGCACAAGCUGAGCCGGGCAUCUGUAUUGGUCCGACUCUUAAACCAGCUGCUCCAAAAACCAGCUGUUCCACUGGCAAGAAGAAAGCGGGGCCAGACACCAGCAGACAGCAGCUGCAUGCCAAAGUGGCACCUAAUUGCAGGCCCAGAACAUUUGCUGGUGCAACUUCCAGCAGGACAGUGUCCUGUGAGGACUUGGUGUCCUCUGACGUCAGUGAUGCUUCCUUUAGUUCCAGCCUACCUGUCAGACGCACGGCUGCUCCGCCCGUUAAGAGUGUCCAGAGGAACCUGUCAGCUGGCAGAGCUGCACCGCCUCCCAGCCGGAGUGUGAUGGACAGGACCUCUUCCUCAUCCUCCUCAGUAUCCAGCUUUAACUCCAGUCUGUCCAUGUCUCCUGUCCGGAAAGGUAAGAUGAACUCUUCUCUGAAUGCCAGUAUCAGUGGCUCUGCUGCCCAAGUGCCUGUGAGCGUGGCCGGAACUACCAGUGCUACUAAAGCUCGGCAUUCCACUCUCAGUGCUGCUGGUAGACAAACAUCGUCCUCUGCUACCGCUGGCCGACUGUCACUCUCAGUGCAGGCCAGGAAGCUGUCUGACACCGAGCACAUUACCAGGUCCACGCAGCUAAAGCGAUUUGAGACGGGCACCCCAACACCCCUCUGCAUAACGCCCCCCAAGAGAUCAAUGAAGAAAACCACCUCUGUUCCCAGCAGCAGGCCGAAAGCCACGGCUUGGACCCCGGGAACACUGACUCCCGCCAGACAAAACAGAGGUACAGCAGACUUGCUGAAACCACAGAGGAUGACAUCAUCAGUCUUUGUGGGCAGUCCCUUAAAGCAGUCUGUGCCAAUUGCUGAUGAUUCUCUACUUCCCUCUGCUGGUGGCAAAAAGUUUCUGCAAGUGAAAGCAUCUCGUCCUUCUGCCCUCCCUACUCCACUGAGGGGCAGAACAUCAAAUGCCAUGGCCACGCCCAACAGUCUGGUCCAGCCUGUCAGCUUGCAGAGGUCUGCUGUUCCUGCCUCCACCUCUGCCAAGAGAGCAAGAGGCUGCAGCACUGCCUGCACUAGGGAGGAAGAAGACACUUUCCACCUCCAGAACAUCCAGCCAUUCUGCCUGGAGGAGGAUCAUCUGGAUGCACCGCCCAUCACAACCUUACAAUCAGAGCAGCUGGAGAACACGGAGUCAGUGCAGCUCGAACAAAACAUAUCAGACUCCAGAAAAACACCUGAGGAGCUGCCAUCAGCUGAAGGGGCUGAGACACAAGAGGUUUUGCUGUUGGACCUUCCAGCACUGACUCUGCAGCCUCAGGAGAAACUGCUCAUAGAUCUGACCAAUACUCCAGACCUCGUCCACACCAAGAAUGCCUGCGCUGCAGCUCAGCUGAUAGAUUUGAGCUCGCCGCUGAUCAAGUGGAGUCCAGAUGAUAAGAAGGAGAACAGAGCAGAUGAGGUCCCACUCAUCAACCUGUCCUUCUGACCCAGCAGAUCCUGGAUCCUCUCGUCUUCAUCCAUUUAAAUUCAUCAAAUUAUGAAAAUGUCUUCAGAUGGUUUUGUCUUUUAAAUGUCUGAAUAAAUGUUUCCUGGAACAAAUGG
This is a messenger RNA of Thalassophryne amazonica, 2238 nucleotides long. RefSeq names its product G-2 and S-phase expressed 1 (gene gtse1). Gene Ontology annotation, molecular function: microtubule binding. Gene Ontology annotation, cellular component: cytoplasmic microtubule; microtubule cytoskeleton. The transcript has 12 exons. The record is from RefSeq and is a predicted model, not a curated record. Bases 80 to 2122 code for a protein of 680 amino acids. NCBI's taxonomy places the organism in Eukaryota, Metazoa, Chordata, Actinopteri, Batrachoidiformes, Batrachoididae.